Molecule: messenger RNA, 347 nt
Organism: Limulus polyphemus (Atlantic horseshoe crab)
Lineage: Eukaryota; Metazoa; Arthropoda; Merostomata; Xiphosura; Limulidae
Product: potassium voltage-gated channel protein Shal-like
Exons: 2
Biological process (GO): potassium ion transmembrane transport
Cellular component (GO): voltage-gated potassium channel complex
Molecular function (GO): A-type (transient outward) potassium channel activity
Source: RefSeq, a predicted model, not a curated record
GGUACGGUGAUAUGGUGCCUGCUACAAUCAUGGGGAAAAUUGUAGGUGGCGUCUGUUCACUGAGUGGUGUACUCGUCAUUGCACUUCCCGUUCCUGUUAUCGUGUCAAACUUCUCACGUAUUUACCACCAGAACCAAAGAGCAGAUAAACGUAAAGCACAGAAGAAAGCAAGGAUGGUUCGAAUCCGAAUCGCCAAGGCUACCAGCGGUGCGGCGUUUGUCAACAAAAAGAGAGCGAUGGAAGCGAAACUCGCCGCUCGGGCUAAUGUAAACGGUGUCGAGGAGAACGACGAGGACCUCUUUGAAUUACAACAUCAUCAUCUCCUGCUAUGUCUGGAGAAAACCACG